AGACAAAGCUCUCAGUUCUUAAAGGCGGGAGCGACAAGCCGUGCGGCUUCUUUGAGUCCUCACACUUCAUUUCGUUUCUUCUUCUUCUUCUUCUGAUCAACUGUUCGUCGGACGCUCGGCGACGAAGACAAUGGAGUCCACUCUCAAGAAAUACUUUGGGCAUCCAGCUUUCAGACCAUACCAGAGAGAAAUCAUUGAGAAAAUUUUAGAGGGUAGAGAUUCCUUGGUUGUCAUGGCCACUGGAAGUGGUAAAUCGCUGUGCUAUCAGGUCCCUCCCUUGGUUACCAAUAAGACUGCAAUUGUUAUUAGCCCUCUUCUAUCCUUGAUGCAAGAUCAGGUUAUGGCUUUGAGACAAAGAGACAUCAGAGUUGAGCAUCUCUCUAGUGCCCAAAUCGAUGCUAGUGUACAAAGUCGUGCUGCUGAUGGGCAGUUUGAUAUUUUGUAUAUGACUCCUGAAAAGGCGUGUUCAAUUUCUACAGGCUUCUGGUCGAGUUUGUUAAACAAAGGAAUUUGUCUUGUGGCUGUUGAUGAAGCACAUUGCAUUUCAGAAUGGGGUCAUGAUUUCAGGACGGAGUACAAGCAGCUAGACAAGCUACGCAAUGUUCUUUUAAGUGUUCCAUUUGUAGCCUUAACGGCAACUGCAACUGAAAAGGUUAAGGGCGACGUCAUAAAUUCCUUAAAGAUGAGAAAUCCAUAUAUUUCUAUUGGAUCAUUUGACCGCAAGAAUCUCUUCUAUAGUGUCAAACCAUUAAAUCAUACUUCUACCGCUAUACAUGAGUUGGUAGAAGAAAUCUCUAAACGUGUGGCAAAUGCUGGAUCAACAAUUGUAUAUUGUACAACCAUCAAAGAUGCUGAGCAGAUUUUCUCAUCACUUCUGAAUGCUGGACUCAAAGCUGGAAUGUAUCAUGGUCGAAUGUCUAAUAAGACAAAGGAGGAAUCCCACAGAUUGUUCAUAAGAGAUGAGUUGAAUGUCAUGGUUGCAACUAUUGCUUUUGGUAUGGGUAUAGAUAAGCCAGAUAUAAGGCUUGUGAUACAUUAUGGCUGCCCCAAGAGUCUUGAAUCAUAUUACCAGGAAAGUGGACGAUGUGGUAGAGAUGGUGUCCCUUCUCACUGCUGGCUUUAUUAUUCUAGAAGUGACUUCAGCAAAACUGACUUUUACUGCAAAGAAGCAAGUUCUGAAAAACAAAGAAAAGCAAUAGCAGAGUCACUUAUUGCGGCACAACGCUACUGCAUGCUGACAACUUGCAGAAGAAAAUCUUUGCUGAACUAUUUUGGAGAAGAUUAUACAUCUGAGAAAUGUGGAAAUUGUGACAACUGCAUUGUCUCAAAGAAGGAGCGUGACAUGUCUAAAGAAGCGUUUCUUUUAAUGGUUUGUGUGCGCUCAUGUGGAGGUAACUGGGGCCUAAACAUGCCCAUAGAUGUUCUUCGUGGAUCUCGGUCCAAAAAAAUUGUUGAUGCUCAGUUUGACAAACUCCCUUAUCAUGGGCAUGGGAAAGAUUUGUCUGCAGAUUGGUGGAAAGAGCUGGGACACCUCUUGAUUGUUCAUGGUUAUUUGAAAGAAACUGUUAAAGAUAUAUACAGAAUGGUGAGUGUCAGUCCUAAAGGUUCGCAGUUUUUGAACUCUUCCAAACCUGACCAUCAACCAUCACUUGUUCUUCCAUUGAUGGGGGAAAUGCUGGAUGAUGAAGAUCACAAAGAAAAACUAGGUGAAACUUCUCCUUUGCAACAUGAUAGCCUUUCACAGGUUGAGGCACAAAUCUACAAAAUGCUCUAUGACAGGAGAGUGGAGCUUGCAAGAGAUGUUGGUACUGCACCGUAUGCUAUAUGUAGUGAUGAAACAUUGAAAAGGUUAGCAUUGACAAGACCAUCUACCAAGGCAAGGCUAGCAAACAUUGAUGGUGUUAAUCAGCACUUUGUGAAAACAUAUGGAGAUCAUAUUCUGCAAAGCAUUGAACAUAUGUCACAAGAACUGAACCUUAGUCUUGAUGGAAAAGUAUGCGCCCCACCACCCAUCACUACCAGGAGGCCAGCUGUAACAAUACCAAAUGGAGAUAAAAAACUGGCACCUGCAAAAACUGAAGCUUGGAAGAUGUGGUAUGAAGAUGGCCUGUCAGCUCAGCAAAUUGCUAAUUUCCCUGGUAGAUCAGCUCCCAUAAAAGAGGAAACCGUUCUUAGUUAUCUGCUGGAGGCAGCAACACAGGGAUAUGAAUUUGAUUGGAACAGGUUUUGUCAAGAAAUUGAAUUAUCGCCUCAGAUCUAUGAAGCUGUUCAUGAGGCCAUCAUGAAGGUUGGUGCAAGAGACAAGUUAAAGCCCAUAAAAACCGAGUUACCAGAAGAGAUCAGUUAUUUCCAUAUCAAGUCGUGUUUGACGAUACAAGAUUUGGGGAUAUCCGCCGAAAUAUUUCCUUCAAGUCUCGACCCCAAUCAUCAGUGCAAAUUGGAAGAAGAAAGCAUCGGAGGCGAGAACACGGAAAAUUGUGAUGCAACAGACACAGACCAAAUGUCGCCAAAUAAGCGCCGAAAAAUUGGACAUGAAGAAGACAAUGCCCUUCCCCUUCUUCUUGCAACAGAAAGCUCAAUAUUGAGCUGGCUUGGGAACCAUGUUAAUGGGGUUUCUUUAUCUGAAAUCUUGGUCCACUUCAAGGGAACUGAAGAACAGUCUAUUGUUGAAAUGCUGAGCUGUCUCGAAAGUGAGUUUUCCAUAUUUAAGAAGGGCGACUUGUAUAGACUAAUGUGAUUUUCCAUGUAUUCAUCCAUACCCUAUAAUCUAUUCUCUGGCAACUUGAACCAGUUUAGGAUGCCUAAUUCUAAGUGUUAAGUUUGUUUAAACUGAAAAUUUGAAGUGUU
Messenger RNA from Impatiens glandulifera, 2847 nucleotides. RefSeq names its product ATP-dependent DNA helicase RecQ-like. The record is from RefSeq and is a predicted model, not a curated record. Lineage: Eukaryota; Viridiplantae; Streptophyta; Magnoliopsida; Ericales; Balsaminaceae. Gene Ontology annotation, molecular function: 3'-5' DNA helicase activity; four-way junction helicase activity; ATP binding. Gene Ontology annotation, cellular component: chromosome; nucleus; cytoplasm. Bases 131 to 2737 code for a protein of 868 amino acids. The transcript has 20 exons. Gene Ontology annotation, biological process: double-strand break repair via homologous recombination; DNA replication.